Messenger RNA from Neltuma alba, 2953 nucleotides. RefSeq names its product BTB/POZ domain-containing protein At1g63850. The transcript has 3 exons. The coding region runs from base 396 to 2321 and encodes 641 amino acids. NCBI's taxonomy places the organism in Eukaryota, Viridiplantae, Streptophyta, Magnoliopsida, Fabales, Fabaceae. Gene Ontology annotation, molecular function: protein binding. The record is from RefSeq and is a predicted model, not a curated record.
UGCAAGUAACGGUUUUGAAUACUGAAUUGGAAAAUGAAUGGUGGAAAAAAACAAAGGGGGAAGCCCGCGCCCUGCUGUCUCAGCGUCUCAUUCACGACGCUAACAAUUUCCUUAUUACCUGAGCUGAGCGUUACUGGAGAUUUGGACUCUAGUCUCCAUAUGAGGACCAUGCUCCUAAAACCCUCUUCACUACAAGACACUUGAUUUGCCAAUCUCUCUUUCUCUCUUAAUUUAAUGGCCUUUUCUCAGUCACCCUGCGAUGUUCUCAUGUCUUUUACUUGUAUCUGACUGACUCCUUCCUGCUCCCUCCAUCAUCUCGUUUCCAUCGCCAUUUAAUCCCCCCCCCCCCCCCUCUGUGCCCUAAAGGACAACAAAACGGAAUUCUUGGACAUUUCAUGGCAGCCACGACAACUACAACAACCACCACUACUGCUUUCCUCAAGGUCCAAAACCAACCCUCCAAGCCCAAGCGUCGCAAGCAUCGCGAAACCACUAUCUCCGCCCCUGCUUCUUCCUCCGCUCCCAACGACGCCGUUUCCUCUUCCUCUUCCUCUUCUUCUCGCUACCCUGAUCCUCCCACUGUUGUUUCCCCCAACCAGUCUUGGUGCUGCCCCGCCUCUAAACCCAUCCCUGCUCCCUCCGACCACCCUCGCCGUCUUAUAAAUUCUCCUGAAGCUUCCUCAUUCGGCCGUUCCACAUUGCCUUCUUCGCCUUCGGAUUCGCCGUCCACCUACAGGAUUCGGUUCUCGCCUGGUAGGUUUUCCCCGACCAUGGAUUUUAGCUACUCGGGGAGCCCCGCCAAUGGGCACUCUUCUCAAGAAUCUUUCCCUUCUGGCUUUACCAAAUUCAACUCCGCCCUCACCGCGGGGUUGCUGAAUCCAAUGUCGCCGCCGCCCCCUUCCGAUAAAGCUCGAUCGAGCCCCACCCUUUUUGAAAUGAUGGCCAGCGAGCCCGACGUCCAUUCCAGAACUCAGAUCCCCCAAAACAAUAUUCCUUCCUCCGCGCAAAAGCCCCAAAUUCUAGUGCAGGAUAGGCAGGCUCUAAUGAUGCAACGGAUAUCGGACAUACUGGCCACCCGCAGCCCUGGUAACCAGUUCAACGAUCCCUCCUCCAGUGAUAUCAAGCUCACACUCAGUUCCAGAGAUGGAAUCAGCGUUUCCAUGAACGUUCACCGACAAAUUCUUGUUGCCCAUAGCAGAUUCUUCUCCGUCAAGCUCUCUGAUCGCUGGGCGAAGCAGCAGCGGCAGACGCUGCCGCACAUUGUUGAAAUCGCUGACUGCGAUGACGUUGAAAUUUACAUUGAGACGUUGAGGUUGAUGUACUGUAAGGAUCUUAGGAAGAAGCUAAUGAAGGAGGAUGUUUCCAGAGUUCUUGGUAUCUUGAAGGUUUCUGCGGCCAUCGGGUUUGAUGCUGGGGUUCUGUCUUGUUUGGAAUACUUGGAAGCAGCCCCGUGGGCAGAGGACGAAGAAGAGAAAGUGGCCUCACUUCUAUCCGAGCUUCGUCUUGAAGCUGCCGGGGAAGUUUUGAAGAGGGUUUCAACAGAAGUUACUGAUGGAAAUGAAGAGGCAAAUGAUAGUGAGGAAGUACUGCUAAAACUUAUUCGUGUGGUACUUGAAGGAAAAGAUGAAAAGGCCAGGCGUGAAAUGAAAGGGUUAGUGUCAAAGAUGCUUCGUGAGAAUUCAUCUCAAAAUGAUCUUCGCAAAGAGUCCUUAUACUUGGCUUGUGAUGAUUGUCUGCAACUGCUCAGUCACCAUUUUUUGCGAGCUGCAGCUUCUGACUUGGAAGAUGUGGGUCAAAUUGCCCGACAAGCAGAUAAUUUGUACUGGAUUUUGGAUAUUUUAAUUGAUAGGCAGAUUGCUGAGGAUUUCCUGAAAACGUGGGCAUCUCAAUCUGAAUUGUCUGAAGCUCAUUCUAAAGUGCCUGCAGUUCAUAGGUUUGAGGUUAGCAGGGUUACAGCAAGAUUGUUUGUUGGGAUUGGGAAGGGACAACUAUUAGCUUCUAAAGAUGUCAGGUGUUUACUACUAAAAACAUGGUUGGUGCCAUUCUAUGAUGAUUUUGGUUGGAUGAGGAGGGGAUCCAAAGGCCUUGAUCGUCACCUAAUUGAGGAUGGCCUUAGCAACACCAUCCUCACUCUACCACUCUCCUGGCAACAGGAAAUCCUGCUUGCUUGGUUUAACCGUUUCUUGAAUUCUGGGGAAGACUGCCCAAACAUACAAAGAGGUUUCGAAAUUUGGUGGAGACGGGCUUUUUGGAAGCGAAAUGGAGAGCAAGAACGGGCACAGCAUCUACGAAUUACAACUGCCACAAUAGACAACCCUUGAAGACCGAUGAUCUCGGGGUGCAAGAAUUAUCACAUCACAAUGUUUUUAACUGGGUCUGUCUCCUUAUACAUUCUCAUGAUCUUCUCUACUAUGUUUACUCCAUGAUGUUUAUUGAUGAUAAUGAGUUUGUGAUGGAUGGACACGAAAACUGCAGAAGAGGGCAUGGUAGUGAAGGCAGGGUUGGUCCUUCGUUAAAAUGUAACAAACACAGCAGCUCUUGGCAGGUAAAGAGAGGAUGGUGAGGCGGAUCUCUUUAAUGGGAUCAGCAUCCGUUAGCUUUGGAGCCAAGAAAGGUCUUGAUGGAGAUAUACUUGUAUUUCCUUGCAGAGUAGUCUAUGUUGAUCCUUAAAUAUGGGCAUGUGUCUCAAUAUAUUGAACCGAUUUUGCUUGUAUAGGAAUAACUUCUAUGGAAGUUUAGCUGCGGGGAAUAUAAUCACUUGUGACACCUAAGAAUAUGAUUUUUUUUCUUUAAUUACCGAUGAGUCUUUUUUCCCCUUUCCUUUUUCCUAGCUGGAGGGGUGGGAAAGUUUGAGCUUGGUUUGUGUGGUGUAUCGAACCGGAAGACACGAAAUUUAUGGUCUAUAUUCUAUAAUUUCGUUGAGUGAAAAUUACAACCUGGAAUCGUGAUGCUA